Molecule: messenger RNA, 1098 nt
Organism: Pseudocercospora fijiensis CIRAD86
Lineage: Eukaryota; Fungi; Ascomycota; Dothideomycetes; Mycosphaerellales; Mycosphaerellaceae
Exons: 1
Coding region: 1-1098 (365 amino acids)
Molecular function (GO): NAD binding
Source: RefSeq, a predicted model, not a curated record
AUGGGCGGCGGACCGGCAAAAGACACACUCCUCGCAGUUCUCCCCUUCUCCAAACCUACCUCCAUCCUCCAAAACCUCAAACACCAAUUCCCAGACCUAGACGUCAUCUACUUCCAAACCUCCUUCAGCCAAGACGCUCAAGUCCUCGCCAAAGAGGUCCCCAAACACCUCUGGCACGAUGCCACAAUCCUCGUCACCCUCCGGACAUUCCCCGAACCCUCGGAAGCCCCGAAUCUCCAACUCAUCCAUCUCGUCUCCGCCGGAAGCAAUCAAAUCCAAAAUUCGAAAAUCUAUACAGAUACCGAUAUCACGAUCACGACUUCUUCCGGUAUCCAUGGCCCGCAAAUCGCGGAAUGGGUGAUUAUGACGGGUCUUGUGAGCAGUCAUGGGUAUAAUGAACUUUAUGAAUUACAGAAGAAACAUCAGUGGGGGAAGUCGAAGAAUGAUGGACAGUACAAUAGGGUGAGAGAUUGGGUGGGUCGAAGGAUUGGGAUUUUGGGGUAUGGGAGUAUUGGGAGACAGGUUGGAAGGGUUGCGAAUGCGUUGGGUAUGGAGGUUUUGGCUUAUACCGCUACGCCGAAGGAUUCGGAUGCGAAGAAGAGGGAUGUUGGGUUUGUUGUGCCUGGGACCGGGGAUGUGGAGGGGAAGAUUCCAGUACAGUGGUUUUCUGGGUUGGAGAAGGAAAGUCUGCAUGAGUUUUUGAGGCAGGAGAUUGAUUGGUUGCUUGUUUCUGUGCCUUUGACGGAACAGACGAGGGGGUUUCUUGGGAAGGAGGAGUUUGAGGUGCUGAGUGAGAAGGGGAGGAGACCGGCUUUUGUUACGAAUAUUGCGAGAGGUCCGAUAUUGAACCAGGGUGAGUUGAUUGAGGCGUUGAAGGAUGGGACGUUGGCUGGGGCGGCGCUUGAUGUUACGGAUCCUGAGCCUUUGCCGAGCGAUAGUGAGCUUUGGGAUUUGGAGAAUGUGAUUGUUACGCCGCACGUUAGUGGGAAUGGGGUUGCGUAUAUAGAGAGGACGUUUAAGGUGUUGGAGAUCAAUUUGGGGCAUAGAGAGAAGGGGGAACGGUUGAUUAAUGUUGUGAGGAGGGAACGAGGAUACUAA